Odocoileus virginianus texanus is the source of this 8518-nucleotide messenger RNA. The record is from RefSeq and is a predicted model, not a curated record. NCBI's taxonomy places the organism in Eukaryota, Metazoa, Chordata, Mammalia, Artiodactyla, Cervidae.
AUGGCGACCGGUGGCUACCGGACCGGCGGCGGCGGCGGCAGCACCACAGACUUCCUGGAGGAGUGGAAGGCGAAGCGCGAGAAGAUGCGCGCCAAGCAGAAUCCCGCGGGCCCGGCCGCCCCCGCCGGGGGCACCGGCGACGCGGCUGGGAAGCUCCCGCCGGGGGCCCUAGGCACCUCGGCCGCCGCCGCGGCAGCCAACGAGCUAUCCCCGCGGCGGCCGGAGGACGAGUCCCCCCCCAGCGCCGCCGCCACUUCGGGGGCAGCGCCCGCCCGGAGCGGCGAGGAGGAGCGGGACUGCGCCCCGGAGAAGGGCAAGAGCUCGGGCCCCAGCGCCAGGAAAGGCAAGGGACAGAUCGAGAAGAGGAAGCUGCGGGAGAAGCGGCGAUCCACCGGCGUGGUCAACAUCCCCGCCGCAGAGUGCUUAGAUGAGUAUGAAGAUGACGAAGCUGGGCAGAAAGAGCGGAAACGAGAAGAUGCGAUCACACAGCAGAACACAGUACAGAACGAGGCUGUGAGCUUGUUAGAUCCAGGAAGUGCUUACCUGCUACAAGAGCCCUCUAGAACAGUUUCAGGCAGAUACAAAAGCACAACCACUGCCUCUGAAGAAGAUGUCUCAAGUAGAUUUCCCCGAACAGAUAGAAGUGGAUUCAGCAGGUAUAACAGGGAUGCAAAUGCUUCAGGUAAUUUGGUCUCAAGUAGCACAUUGGAAAAGAAAAUUGAAGAUCUUGAAAAGGAGGUGGUAAGAGAGAGGCAAGAAAACUUAAGACUUGUGAGAUUAAUGCAAGAUAAAGAGGAAAUAAUUGGAAAACUCAAAGAAGAAAUUGAUUUGUUAAAUAGAGACCUAGAUGACAUAGAAGAUGAAAAUGAACAACUAAAGCAGGAGAAUAAAACUCUUUUGAAGGUUGUUGGGCAGCUAACAAGGUAGAAGAUUCAAGGCUCAGUGUGGAAAAAUAUUUUAAAACUACUGAAUGUUAUGGUUAAUGCUAGGACAAUAUUCCUAUGCUGUAAUGCAUUAAACUAACUAUGUAUAUUUAUUUCUAGAAAACAGUGGGUGUUUCUUUUCAAAAUAUUUCUUUUUCAUUAUCAUUUUAAAAAAGUAUCAACCUUUUACUCCAUGAAUAAGUAACAUCUUUUAGUUACUAAACUGGUAGGUUAGGCCUCUUGGUUUUGUGUUAUAUUCAAAUAAUAUAUGGUUUAAAGUCACAACCAUCUGAAUAUAUUGCAUGUAUGAUAGUAUGUUUUCUCCCUUAAAGAAUAUACUUAAUCUUUGUUUACAUGAAUUCAGAUACUUUUGGGGGAAUUACCUGCAAAUGCCUUAUUACUGAUGUGUGCAACUUUUUAUAUGUUAAUGAUAUUUCAUAAAGGUCUUUGUCUACUGUCAUUUUUUUUCUCAGCUUAUUCUAAUCAAGUUAGAAGAACAUAGUCACACUUUUUGUAACAGUCAUCUUUAAAAAGGAAAGCUAAAAAAGUCACUUAAUAUCGUGUACUAGUUGGCUAAAUAUAAAAUAUGAGAAUACUUGAAUUGUGCUAUAUAUAAUAAAUUAAAAUGUACUAUUUUGUAUUCAGAUAUUGAAAAAAAAUUUAAAUCACUUUGACUUUGGAAAAACAUACAGUUGUAAUUUUAAUGUGUAAUUUCUUAUGUAGGUACUGCUUUUUUUAUUAUUAUUCCAAGGUUUAUAAGUGAACAUGGAGUAUUUUAAAAGUUGUUUAUUCAUCAAGCCUAGACAGUAUGUAUAAUUUCAGUGACUGUAUAAGAAAAACAAUUCAUAUUUUUAACUACAUGUAUUAAAAUCAAACAAAAAUACUUAUCCACAUUUAAAAGAUUUAUAUUUACAGUAACAAAGCAGUGCAUAAACAGAAAUAGUACUGAAAUACUUUGCUUAAUUUCUGACUUGGCAGAUAACACUGUGACACAGCUGUUCUCAUAUGAGAAAAUUAUUCCCCUACCUCAAAUUUAAGGAAUUUUCCUCUUAACUUUGGAUUUUUAAAAACAAUUACUUUGAAGAAUUAGGAAAAUUUUCUUUCAUUAAAUAAUAAUAGUAUUUAGACUUGUUUUAUGUUACAUUUUCAUGUUGAGUAAAGAAAUUUUCUCCUUUAAGAUACAUUAAGAAUGGUCUGUCUGAUGUUGAAUCUCUAAUAGUAUACCAGUUAAUGUAUGUAAAUAGCUUGAACAUAGUAAAAUCCAUUUUGGGUACCUACCGACUCAUCACUUGCUGAGUCACUUCAUGAUUCACUGUUAGAAAAUAGGGAGGGAAAUUGCAGAGUAAAUGGUAAAUAUCAGAUGCUGAAUUCUGAAGCUCUUCCAAUAGCCUGGCUUGUACCCUCUCACCUGCCACACUCCUUCACUUCAGAGGUUCAGUUUUCAGUAAUCAUCAGAGUCACCUGGUUGCUUAAAAGGGGUCCCUGAGUUACCACUUCCAGGUAGGGUUAGGUUGAGACCUUAGAUAGAGUAAGCUCAGCACGUGGUGAUUCUGGUCGUAAUUUCAAUUUGGAAACAGCGCCUCGUGCCUCUUUCCUCCCAUAUCUUCUGUUGGAAUCACUGAAAUUAACAUAAUUUUAGCUAUCAGCAUUAUUUCACCCUUUAGUUUAUUUAAUCAUUAACUUUGUCUCUGGGAAACUUCUCAUAUGUCCAUAUAUGUAUAUAUAUUUACCAAAAAGUUCAGUGAUAGAUUACCAAACUUGGUAUAGUUGUAGAAUUACUGCAUAAGGGCAUCCUUUUUGGAGACUGUUCCCAGCAUGGGAGUAGUGGUUUGCUGCCCACUUGUCAAAGUGGCAUGCCAGGCUCAGUCACUGGCUUUGGCUGUCCUCAUCUCCCCUUUCUUUACCCUUGAAUGUAUGGCAGAAAUAUCAGUAUUGCCUUGUUUCCCAUCGUAGUUUAUAUAUUGUGAAAAUGGUGUCAGUAUCCAGCCUUAAAAUAUAUUAGUGUACUCAUUUUCCAAAUAAGAGAAGUAUUUUGAAUUUUCUGUUUAAUCCAUUGGGAAGUAAAGAAAUACCUCAUUUCCCUUUUUAAAUUUAUACCAGGUAUUAAUGCUUUUAAAGACAAGGCCGUUUUAAAAUUUUUCCUUUAUUUUGGUUUAUCAGGAACGUUUCCAACAAUGAUCUUUUACAUAGUGGUAUGUAGUACAAAUGCAGGAUGGAGCCUGACACCUUUGGCAAAGCAGUUCAUGUGCCGUCCUCCUUCCAUGCUUAAAAUGUAAAUUUAUGUCACAUACAGGUUUUUACACUGAAUAUUGAAAAGCAAAGUAGGAUCUGCUACAGUUUUCCUUUAAAUUUUAUAAAAAGCAUUGAGAUUUUUAAAAGGUUACUUAAAUGUACACUAUCUUAAAAUACUUGACUUGUCAAUAAAGUGUUAGUAUUUGUGAAAUUAAUAGUCCCAUUCAGAAAUAUUUCUUAUAUUUCCUGAAAAUUUAUGGCAUAAUAAAGCAUAUCCAGUUUAUAUGUUUAUGAUACUAUUUUCCAAACAAUAAGUUUAUUAUAUUUAGGAUAAACAUGACUUGCUUCCUUGAUUUCUGGCAUAUAUUAACUUGUGAAUUAGUAAAGUAAUCUGUUUCAUCUUUCUAAAAUUGUUACUGAUUUUGUUGCACUACAGUUACCUUUAGAGAGGAAGAGGAAGGCUUUCUGGUGUGUAUUUCUAAGGGAAUUUACUAAAUGUUGUAAAUAGCUUGUCAAACCUGCUCAAGUAGUGUAGCUUCUCAUACUUGCUCAAGUAGUUUGUAACAUAGAAAAUUAAGCAUCAGUAGAUACCUGAAGCAGUGGAUCUUUUAAAAUAACUUUUUAAUUCCAUUAGAAAGCAGUGUAUUCCUAAAGGUGAAAAUCCUACCUCAAUUAACACGUGGCUUAUAUUUUCUGGAUUAAUCUGGAUUUUUAUAAUUAGAAACUAAGAUGCAAGUUUUUAAGUCCACUUAUACUUUGUGGAAAACAAUGAAAGUCAAUGUAGUAGAAUGUCCACAUGUUCAAUACUGAAAGACACAGUAGGAUGGACCUUGGGUUUGAUGGUUAAUUGGAUGUCCUAGACAAUAUUGAUAUGUAUAAUGAUGACUAUGUAUAUGUACAUCUUAUAUGUAUAAGAUGACUAUCUUUCACAUUUUUGUAAUUCUUUAAUCUUGACUCAGUACCUAGUAAGUUCAUGCAGUAUUGGCACUUAUUUAAUAACUACUCAUAAUGUUGUUAAUAACCUGUUAUAAGAUUCAGGCAUAUGUUUUCAUCUUGCAACACAAAAAAAGACAAACACACCAGCUUUUCAUUGAGGAGAAUUUACUAAGUGAGGAGGAACUAGCAUUUGGGAAUUAGAACUUUAAGAUAACAUGCUAAAGUCAGUGGUAAAUGUUGUUAUAUCUAAACCAUCCCUAAUAUGUAACAGUAAACUUUCUUUUGCACUGGAACUGUGCUCUCAUAAAUAAAGGACUUCCCACUGAUAAGGAUUGUAACUAGUAUUACUUACCUGAGAACUAGUGACACUUUUCUUUUGUUGUUUCAAUGAACUGAAGACAUAGUACUAGUUAGAUAGCAAAUAUUUUGCUAAUCAAAUCCAUCAACAAAGGCACUUCCCCCCAUGCUGUUGGUUUCCUCACUGAUGUGUAGAAGUUGGUCAUUUGAUUCUCAGUGUAGGCUUGAAUCAUUGCCCAAGAAAACCUGAGCCCGUGUUGUUUUUUUAGUUUACUUAGCUAGAAUCUCACAGCAUAUUAAGGUCAUAUCCCCACUCCCACCCCUAAAUAAUUACGUUUGAAUAUGUGAAAAAGGUAUGGUUAGGGGAGUAUGUUAAAUUUGCAUACUUACUCUUUUAGCAAGUAUUUAUUAAUCAACUGGGUAUACAAUUCUAGAUAUUACAGAAGUUUCAAAACAGUGGACUUGGACCAGCACUUAUAUCUAGCAGUGUAUAAUCUGUGAUGGUAUAUAAGUAGCAUUAGCUGGUCUAAUCUGAAUAGUUCAUUCAAAAGUAUUCCUUUUAUAUUAAUUAUCCAGCCAUUGUAUUUUAGUUCUGGAUAAUAGGUACUGUUUAAUUUGCUGCAGCAUUUACUGAAUGGUGGAAAAACCUGAACAUACUGGGGAAGUAUCUUUCCAUGUUUCUUUCAGAUAAUUAUAUAUUAUGAAAAGAACAUUUUAAUGCAUUUGGAGCAGUAAUGAAGUAAAAAGAAUUCAAAGUAUGUCAGAUACACCCAACUGUUGAUGCUAUUCAGAUGUGAUUUUAUGCUAGUUUUUUUGUAUACAUUAUUGAUUACUGAUUUGUUUUUAGGUAUUUAAGUCUAAUAAACAGUUCACAUAUUGGCAGUCACUUUGGUAAUAAUGGAAUAUUAGUGAUGAUCACUUGAUGGACAUUUAUUACAUGCUUGUUUUGUUUCCCCUUCUGGAUACCUGAUAGAUGUAUAUUACUUUUUUUUUUUUUCUGGUGAACUUGUUUCUUGAAAGUUUUGACUAUGCUAUUCAGGGUGUUAUGCUUUUCUUUUAAAUUUAAGUCUAAGAUGUCUGCUGUUACUAGUAAAGACCAUAUGAAAGCUAAAAUUUACUGUUUUGUUGAAAAAGUCAGCUAAUUCAGCUAAUCCAAUUAUUUGUAGAGAAACAUCUGAUAAUUUAUUGAUCACUUUAGUAUUGUGUAGACAACUCUCAUAAUUCUCAUUGCAUAGGUUUUUACUGGGGUAGUCAACAUGAUAAAGAUUCACUUCUAAUAUGCUUUGCAUGUAAAAUAACAAAUAUUCAAUAAAAAAGUAAAUUUUCAUUUAAUUUUUAACACUGGUUAAUUUUUUCUUCCUUCCUCUACCAUCAGUAAAACCCUGACCUUGAGUUUUAUUUUCAAAGUUAAAGGACAGUGCUAAUAUUCGAAUUAACUUUUGUGUCUCUUACUGAAAGAAUAUGCAAUACUUUAAAAUCUUUAGAAUAUAAUUGUAGAAGGAAUUGUGUUUUAAAAAACAAAAAUAUAGUAUUAAUAAAUCUGAAUACAUUUGUGGUGGGGCUUUUUGAAAUAGGAAGUGUACACAUAAUUGUCUUUGUGUUUUGAAGCUACACAAAUAAUUUCUUAAUCCAAACUUGGAUCUAUCAUCCACUAAGUCGGAUGGUGGUCAAAGAAUUUCAGGUCCCUUAUAGUUAGAAAAGAUAAGUAGAGAUCUAGGAAUGUAAAAAUCCAGUCUGUUUUUUAUAGUAAAUGGUUUAUAGAACCUUUUGCCUAAUGUGUCAUUCUUCAUACACCUUCCCAGGCUAAUCAGUCUUCUUCUAAAACUGUAGAUUAAUCUUCUCAGUAAUGUCAUACAUGUCUAACAAGUGAAGAAGCAUCUUUCAGUCAGGUUGUUUUGAUAAUGUCUCAAGUCCUUAUGUAAGAAUGUACUCUAUUAGCAAGCUUAUUAAAAGAAUUUUGCAAAAUCUCCUAUCUGCACUGGAACUGGAGCCCUUUAUCUUCAUCAAAUCCCCUCCCCCCCCCAUCUAGAUUCACUCAGUGGGUGCACACAAUUCUAUGAGUAGCUUUAAACUACCUACAUAAUAUUUUAAUCUCAUGCCUCUAGUGUUUUCUUCCCACUUACACAAGCGGUCACAUUUUAUUCCUGGUCAGCUUCUUGGAAAGAAUUAUGUAAUAUUAGACCUUUAUGUUAAAGAAAUAAAACUAGUUAUAAUACCCUUUACAAUCUCCCUCCCCCUUUUUUGGAUGUCUAACCAUGUAAGGCUAAAAAGAAAGCAAAAUUUAUCUCUUAAUUCUGGACCAAAUGCACAAUUCAACUGUCACUUUCAAAAAACUGCUGUGACUGAAUAAAGAUGCUUUGAGAAAGCUACUUGGUGUCAGUUAGUUGAGUGAUAUGAAAAAGAAAUGAAUAUGACCCAGUUAGGAAAGGUAGAUUUAAAUCACUAAAGAAAAUUAUGCCAGUAAUUUUCAUGUUAACUGUAUUCUGUGUUGAAAUAUGCAGAAUUACUCAGUGUAAAUUAUAGUCAAUCCAUAUAUGAUCAGCUGCUGUACAUGUUUAGAUAUACUGUGGGACAUGAAAUUUACAGUGUUUGUAUGACCAUACAGGCUUUUAUCCAGGGAAGUAUUUGUGUUUCUUUAAAAUGUAAACUAUUAUUAUUUUCUAUGAUUAAACAAAGGUAAAUGAUGUCAUCCGUGGACAUUUUAGCUUUUGGAAGCAAAUUUUUAAGAAAAAUAGUAGAAAGGUGUCUGAUUCCUUUUAUUAUUCUUGUAGUGCAGAAAUAUAAAUAAAGAUAUCAGUCAGAGGCAUAGGAAAGUUCAUUUGAAGAACCUGCAAGUCACUUUUGGUAAGAGUACAUUCAUCUUAUACAGUGUUCAGAAAAGUGGGAAAAUUAUAGCCUUUUGUAGCAGAUUGAAAGUUUCAUGUAUGAAUAGUUCGGGACAGUAAACAUCACUAACUUGAAGUAAAAUUAUCCCAGUAAUUUUCACAUUAACCAUAUUUAUUAUUUGAAGUAAAUUGGUUAAUCAGUGAAAAUUGUAAUUGAAUGAAUGGACAUUUCAGAAUGCUAAUUAAUGAUCAAUAGAAGCCUCUUGUAACUCCUUUGAGAGCAAUAUAUCUUCAGUUUGAUUAAGCAGAGUAACUCAGUUAACAAUUUGAACAUAACUUUAAUUUCGUAUAGGGCUUCCUGAGUGGCUCAGUGGUAAAGAAUCUGCCUGCCAUUGCAGGAGUCUUGGGUUCAAUCCCUAUGUCAGGAAGAUCCCCUGGAAAAGGAAAUGGCAACCCACUCCAGUAUUCUUGCCUGGAGAAUUCCAUGGACAGAGAAACCCCGCAGGCUACAGUCCAUGGGAUGGCAAAAGGGUCAGUCACAACCUCUAGUGCCUUAACAAUUUCAUAUAUCGUGAAAACAUUCGGUAGUUAGUAACUCGGUAGCCAUAUAUGCCAGGCAUUGUGUUCAGUGCUGUAAGUAUUUAUUUGAUUCCUUAAACUUAUGCAAGAAAGAGAUUGGGAGAUUAAUUUGCUCACGGUGACAAAGCAGUGUUUUAUACCUUUUGCUAUGACAUACUUUUAUGACAUAAUCACUGUCCUAUUAAAUAUUUUCCCAGUGGUUCUCAGAGUCUGGUCCCCACACUGGUAUCCUUGGCUUCACUUAGAAGCCUGUUAGAAUACAAAUUCUUGGGCCCCACCCAACAACAGAAUGAGGUGAGGCCCAACAAUCUGUUUUAACAAGCCCUUCAAAUGAUUCUGAUGCAGGUCAAAGCUUGCAAAUUUGCAUUAUGCAUUUCUAUUUUUAAGCAAAGAUCUUGGUUGGUCUUUUGUCUUUGGACAUUGUAUAAGUAAUAUAACAAGAACUUGUUUUUUAAAAAAGUGAUCUUUUCAGUGUUGCUUAUGUUGCAAAAGAUUGUAUCAGGAAAAGCCUCAGCAUGGAUACUGGCAGCUUGACAUAAACCUAUUAGUUUUGUAUUAUCUCUGGAACUCAAAUGAAUUCUUAAGUCCAAGACUCUGUGGAAUGAAAUCUUUGUUUUUCUGUGUUAAGGUCGAUCUCUUAUUGCCUGAAACUUUUUGGUAUCAGAAAUGCAUUUCUGUUAAACUUUAAACCUUAAUGGGAGCAAAUAAAUGUAUGUUUCAUCAGAA